This is a messenger RNA of Macadamia integrifolia, 1054 nucleotides long. RefSeq names its product thaumatin-like protein. The transcript is spliced from 2 exons. Gene Ontology annotation, cellular component: extracellular region. Gene Ontology annotation, biological process: defense response. Bases 122 to 865 code for a protein of 247 amino acids. The record is from RefSeq and is a predicted model, not a curated record. Lineage: Eukaryota; Viridiplantae; Streptophyta; Magnoliopsida; Proteales; Proteaceae.
AUAAAAACUCACCCACUCCCCAUUGUCCCAUGAUUUUAAAGCAGGACAAGACCCUCCCUCUCUAACUCUGAACACAUCACAAAACCUUUGUUCCACAUCUUUCGAUCAUCCCAAUUCAUCAAUGGAGGUGACCAUGAGACCUCUUCUUGCUGUGCUGUUAGUCAUUUCCUUCUUUGCUUACAUUACAGUUGAGGUCUCAGCAACUACAAUAGCACUCUACAACAAAUGCUUACACCCAGUAUGGCCAGGAAUCCAACCCAGUGCAGGCAAACCCAUUCUAGCAAGAGGAGGGUUUAGGCUCAACCCCAAACAAGCUUACUCCCUCAGGGUACCUACAGGCUGGUCCGGCCGCAUCUGGGGUCGCCAUGAAUGCUCCUUUGAUUCCUCCGGCAAAGGCAGAUGCGCAACCGGUGACUGUGGUGGUUCCCUCUACUGCAAUGGCCUUGGUGGGACACCACCUGCAACCCUAGCAGAAAUAACACUUGGAGAACAAGAUUUCUAUGAUGUUAGCCUUGUUGAUGGCUACAACUUGGCUAUAGCCAUAAACCCAUUUAGGGGAAAGGGUAGAUGUACCCCUGCUGGUUGUGUUAGUGAUCUGAAUCGAAUGUGCCCAGUUGGGUUGCAGGUUAGGUCUCAUGACAACCAAGUUGUGGCUUGCAAGAGUGCUUGCUUUGCUUUCAACUCACCUAGGUAUUGUUGCACUGGAAGCUUUGGGAACCCACAGACCUGCAAGCCUACUGCCUAUUCUAAGAUCUUCAAGACAGCUUGUCCAAGAGCUUAUUCUUAUGCUUAUGAUGAUCCCACUAGUAUUGCUACUUGUAGUGGUGGGAACUACUUGGUCACCUUCUGUCCUCACCAUAGUUGAGUUCUCCUUCUCUUCUGCUACUCUGCCUGUAGGAGUCUUAAAACCCUUAACAACUAGUAUUAGUGUUGUAGCAUCUGCUGCUCUUUCUCCUUUUCUUUCUUUAUCUUGUAUUUACAGUUUACUACUACAGUGAUAGUAUCAAGUAUUUCAUUAUUAAUGAGUUAUUAAUUAAGAAGUUUUAUCUGUUAA